Molecule: messenger RNA, 2408 nt
Organism: Melanotaenia boesemani (Boeseman's rainbowfish)
Lineage: Eukaryota; Metazoa; Chordata; Actinopteri; Atheriniformes; Melanotaeniidae
Gene: fstl1b
Product: follistatin-like 1b
Exons: 11
Coding region: 139-1071 (310 amino acids)
Biological process (GO): multicellular organism development; regulation of BMP signaling pathway; cell differentiation
Molecular function (GO): calcium ion binding; protein binding
Source: RefSeq, a predicted model, not a curated record
AGGGGAGACUGACGAACUGGCAGGAAUUCCUCAGCGCUCCUCAAAUUUCUCCAAAUCACGGACCUUCAGUUCGACUCCGUCCGGACAAAUACCCAGACCAGCUCCCCUUCAGCUGAGCGGAGCCGCCUAAACGAAACGAUGUUGCGAAGUGUGGCUGCGCUCCUUCUGCUGGCCGUGGCUCUCUGUAACGCAGAGGAUCUGCAGAAGAAGAGCAAAGUGUGUGCCAAUGUGUUUUGCGGGGCCGGCAGAGAGUGUGCUGUCAAUGAGAAGGGGGAGCCAAGCUGUCUGUGCAUAGAGAGCUGUAAGCCCCACAAGAGGUCAGUGUGUGGCAGCAAUGGUAAGACCUACAGGAAUCACUGUGAGCUCCACAGAGACGCUUGUCUGACUGGAUUGAAGAUUCAAGUGGCCCACGACGGACACUGCAAGGAAAAGAAAAAAGAGCAGGCGGCUGCCAGCCCAGUGGUGUGCUAUGCUGCUGAUCGCAAUGAGUUGAGGAAUCGUGUGAUCCAGUGGCUGCAGACUGAGGUCGUCCCAGACGGCUGGUUUGUCAAAGGGUCCAACUUUUCUGAUACACUACUCAAGUACUUUAAGUCAUAUGACAAUGGUGAUUCUCUGCUGGACUCCUCCGAGCUGCUCAAAUUCAUCCAGCACAAUGAGUCAGUGGUGGAGUUGCAGUCCUAUGCGGACCAGGAGAGCAACAAGCUGCUCAGGAGUCUGUGCGUCGAUGCCCUCAUUGAGCUCUCUGAUGAGAACUCUGAUUGGAAGCUGAGCUUUGAUGAGUUCCUCAACUGUCUAAAGCCUGGUUUCAACCCCCCAGAGAAGAAAUGUGCCCUUGAGGAUGAUAUGUAUGAGGACGGAGCAGACACCCAGGUUGAUUGUAACCGCUGCGUUUGUGCAUGCGGCAACUGGGUGUGCACUGCUAUGAUCUGCACUGACAAACAGGCGGCCUUGGAUGAGUCAGCAGAUCCUGGAGCAGAGAUGACGGAGGAGGAGUGGAACCUCCGUGUGGCUGAGCUGAACAAACACCAGGACACGGCUGAGAAGAUGAAGACCAGCACAAAGGAGGCUUAAAUAAGAACACUAAGAAGAAGAGGAUUCAUGCCAUCACCCUUCUUCCAUACUUGAUUUCCCUCAUGGUCGAGUGUUAUUAAACUGACUUUUUCAUGUUGCUCAGUUAUGUUAAUUAUUACACUUUUUUUAUUUACAGUGUUUAAGUGUUUGUGUUGAUGUUUAUUAGAUUCAAGGGCAAUCACAGAAUGUAAUCUGAUUCCCUGUGUUCAGUACUGUCAUAUUUGAUUGUAUUCUACACUAGUCUUGGGGCUAUUUUUACUACAUAUCUUUCUUUUUUUCCAAGUUGUUACAAAAGACACUGUAACGUUGUCACUGUUUUGGAAGAAGGAAGUCAUUGUUGUAGAAGGUAGCAGAGACGGGAGCUUGGAGAAUCCACUUGUUGAAAUGAGGGUACCUGGUGCAACAUGUUUCUUUUUACCCUCGUGUCGGCAGGUGUGGUAAACUAGCUGAAAACAGAAGGCAGAACUUCCUGUGUGAGUUGUCUUUGCCAUGUAGAACUGCCACAGCAGGCCACUACUCGACUGUUGCACUUCUUUUUUUCUCUUUAUCUUUCCUAGGUUUUAGUUUAUCACAAUACUGAAAUGCAUUUGUAUUUUACUGCUUUGGUGAUAUUUUUACUGAAAAGAAAAAAGUUUGUUUCUAUGUACAGCGUGUUAUUGGCUUGAGUUAGCUCAGCCUGUUCCCAUGUUAUGCUUGGAAGAGUCCCUGUGGUGCUUUUGGUUAAACAUUUCUUCUGUCUUGCUUCUCUGAGACAGAUUGCAGUCCAGUUUUGUGCACCCAGGUGAGCUCUGAUCUAAGCUUAACAUGAGGAAAGCUAAAACCAAAGUCUUGAUGAAGUGUUUGAAUGAAAAAAAAAAGAAAAACUCUCCAGGUAAAACAUUACUCUGGACCCAGCAACAACACUAUACCUGUGCUUUCAAAAUCACUAACAGAAGGAUUAGCCUCAUUGUCAGCUGAAGUAGCAUAGAUGCAUCAAUAUCGGGGUGUGAGAGUGUGUGUGUGUUAUUAACGUGAUGUUGAGAGUUGUUUGUUGAUUGUGUUCAUUUGUUUCAAUUUUGUUUCUAAAUUGGGAUGUUUAACAGUUAAAAUCAGUGCCUUAUACCUGCAAACAGUAUCGGUCCCAACCUUUGCUUGCACAGCAGCGGUUUUGCCAAGAGCUCAUUGCAAGAAUGAGUGCGCUUUGCUGAAGUAUAGCAGUAAACUAGUGCUUUGUAACUGCCCCUAUUAAAGAUCUGUGUGAAUGGUACAUUACUAGUUUUGAGCUAGAUCUCUAUUCCACUGAAAGUGCAAAGACUGUAAGGAAAAUGUAUGUAUGCCAAUAAAUCCCCUACAUAACA